Messenger RNA from Rotaria sordida, 549 nucleotides. Lineage: Eukaryota; Metazoa; Rotifera; Eurotatoria; Philodinida; Philodinidae. The record is from the annotation of a GenBank genome assembly.
AUGCACCCUCAGGCAGUAGUAUCAACAGAAGCACAGCUUCGAGCAUCAUCUCCAGAUUUUUCUUCACUUUCAUGUGAAGAACUUGAACAAUUAGAACUUGUUCUACAAAAACAAGUUUUAAUUGAAAAUGAACAAAUACAACGUUUAGCUGGUUUACGUCGUACUAUGAUUCAUCUUCAACAAACAAUUGAAAAUGAUCAAAAAAGAUUACGAACUUUAUCAUCAUCAUCUAUUUCACAUAAUUCUUCACCAGUACAAUUAAAUCACUCUAUAUUAACAUCAUCGGAUAUUGUCGAAUGUUAUAUUUGUUUGUCAACAAUUGAACUUCAAACAAAUAGUUUUAAGCUUUCAUCACCUAUUCUUUGUGCUGAUUGCCAUCGACCUGUAUGUCGACGAUGUGGAAAUUAUACAUCACCGGAAUCCACUCCAUCACAUUAUGCAAUACAUUUAGAAAAUCAAAAUUAUGCAUCAAAGUGGCGUUGUCGUAUGUGUAUUGUACGCCGUGAAGUUGUUCGGAAGUCUGGUACGUGCUUGAAUAAAGGAAAAUAA